Molecule: messenger RNA, 2562 nt
Organism: Silurus meridionalis
Lineage: Eukaryota; Metazoa; Chordata; Actinopteri; Siluriformes; Siluridae
Gene: slc7a11
Product: solute carrier family 7 member 11
Biological process (GO): amino acid transmembrane transport
Cellular component (GO): membrane
Molecular function (GO): L-amino acid transmembrane transporter activity
Source: RefSeq, a predicted model, not a curated record
UGCUUUUACACUGUGGGAACUCCUAGUUCCUGUCACAGCAACCCGGGCUGUGACGAGUAUAAAAAAGCCGGCCGGCCGGCUUUCCCUCCACUGACUCUGAGUGUGUGAGAGUGUGCGAGUGUGUGUGAGUGAGUGAGUGAGUGUGUGCGUGAGUUGUUAUAUUAACAUGGCCAAAAGAAACGCUCAGCAUGCUCAAGGAAACGGUGUUAAACAAAUGCAGGAGCAGAGCAGUGAAAAAGUUCAGCUGAGGAAGAAGGUGACAUUGUUGCGUGGGAUCUCCAUCAUCGUAGGAACCAUCAUCGGUGCUGGAAUCUUCAUCUCCCCCAAGGGCAUCCUUCAAAACUCGGGCAGUGUAGGAAUGUCUUUGGUGAUUUGGGUGGCUUGUGGGAUUCUGUCGUUAUUUGGUGCUCUGUCCUAUGCUGAGUUAGGAACCUGCAUUAAGAAGUCUGGUGGUCACUACACCUACGUUCUGGAGGCAUUCGGCCCUCAGAUGGCUUUCAUACGACUCUGGGUGGACAUGAUUGCUAUACGGCCUGCAGGAAUGGCUGUAAUUUCUCUGGCGUUCGGACGGUAUAUUUUGGAGCCGAUCUUCAUGCCAUGUGGCGUUCCCGAGUUCGCAAUCAAGCUCGCUACGGCAAUUGGACUCACUACAGUCAUGUACAUCAACAGUAUGAGUGUGAGCUGGACAGCCAGGCUCCAGAUCUUCCUCACGUUCAGUAAACUUCUCGCCAGCAUCAUCAUCGUCCCCGGACUCUAUCAGCUGUUUAGAGGCGAGACCAAAAAUUUCCAGAAUGCAUUUCAGGUCAACACGGUCAAGUUGUCUGGCCUCCCUUUGGCCUUCUACUCAGGGAUGUAUGCUUACGCCGGCUGGUUUUACUUGAAUUUUGUCACAGAGGAAGUGGAUCGUCCCGAGAGAACCGUCCCAUUGGCUAUCGGCAUCUCCAUGGUGAUUGUAACCGUAUGCUACACGCUGACUAACGUUGCGUAUUACACUGUGAUGUCGGCAGAGGAGCUGCUCGCCUCAGACGCCGUCGCUGUGACCUUUGCUGAGAAAAUUUAUGGGAAUUUCUCAAUCGCAGUUCCCAUCUUCGUGGCACUUUCUUGCUUUGGGUCUAUGAAUGGAGGCAUUUUUGCCAUCUCCAGAAUGUUUUACGUGGCGUCUCGAGAAGGUCAACUUCCUGAAGUUCUGUCUAUGGUUCAUGUUCAUCGACACACUCCAGUAGCUGCUGUAAUUGUUAUGUACCCCCUCACCAUGCUCCUCCUGUUUGUUGGAGAUAUCUACAGCCUGCUGAACUUCAUGAGCUUCCUGCGCUGGCUCUUCAUCGGGCUAGCUGUGGUCGGACUCAUCUACAUGCGCCACACACGGCCUGAAAUGUUACGUCCUUUCAAGGUCCCAAUCUUCAUCCCAGCAGUUUUCUCCUUCACCUGCUUCUUCAUGGUCUUUCUUUCGCUCUACUCCGAUCCAGUCAACACGGGGAUCGGCUUUGCCAUCACGCUUACGGCAAUCCCGGCCUACUACAUCUUCAUCGUUUUCGACAGAAAGCCCAAGUGGUUCCAGAAUCUCUCAGACUCCAUGAACAGAUCCUUACAAAUCCUCUUGGAGGUGGUCCCUGCCGAGAACUGACCUUUCCAGACACCGCUCUUGCAUCAUUCAGUCUUUCAUUUUCGUCUUUCUUAUAGAACAUGCUCCCUUCAACCUGCUCUCAUUUUCAUUCCUCUUUUAUGUUUUAUAGAAAACACUCCCCCGAGUGACCGCUUCUCAAUCCAUCCCUCCACAAGGGAGGAACGAGAGAGAGACCUUUCGGUGCUCGCGCAAGAAAAAAAAAACACUUCCACUCUCUCGGUCCUCGCUAUUCGCUCCAAUACAGCACACUUCACUUUACUAGCCGUGCUUUGUCUUAUUUCCUGGUCAAUUUGAGAUUCGUGAAGAUUUUUCUCAGAACAGUUCGGCAGGUCAUUUUGAAGCUGAGGAACAUUCUCACAAAAAAUCAGUGUGAACGUUCUUACCAAAACAUUCCACCAGUUUUCUCAGAACACACAGAAAGUGUUAACUGUUCGAACCACAGCAAUCGUUUUGCUAAUCUAAAUCUCGGGGGACACCACGUGUGAUGGCGCUUUCAGUCAACGAAAAACGUAGCUUUUUUUGAAAACGCUUUCCGAAGUGAAUACAUUUGAAAACUACAUUUUCGCUUCCCAGUGUGUACUUGUGAAAAACGCCGGCUUUCGGAAAUGACGCAUCUUUUGUCAUUGCCGCGACUUUUCAAAGAAUCGGAAAGCAAAUAAACGCACAAUGAAGCGUCUUUAAUACCUGUUAGCACUCGGUUCAGAAAAAUUGCUCUAAUUAAUCUAAUGAAAAUAAAUCUAGUGUUAUAUAUGACAGGUUCAUAUGUGAUGCUCUGCAUUAGCCUAGCAUAGAUGGGCAUAAUUGUGGAGAAAAAAUAAUCAAUCCCACAUGUCCUACGGUGCAAAGCUACAUUUUUCUACUACAUGACGAAUUGAUAAUUAGCCUGCUGGAAAAAAAGCGAUUUGCUAGCUUCAGUCAUGUGUAUGCUAGCUUGUAAU